Menidia menidia (Atlantic silverside) is the source of this 2550-nucleotide messenger RNA. Lineage: Eukaryota; Metazoa; Chordata; Actinopteri; Atheriniformes; Atherinopsidae. The record is from the annotation of a GenBank genome assembly.
GGUCACAUGACUGGGCAGGGCCUAUAGGUGUGGCUGGCUAGUCUGUUAAACUGGGAUUACUCCAGAACACAGUUCCCUUCCUCUCUGCCCUGCUUCACUUCUCUCAUCCUCCCACUUGACACCACAGAAGGGAAAGCCGAAAGAGAAUGGGAACCACCUGUGGGCACAGGAAACUCACCUGACAUUGGGAACGGAGCCAGAUCUCCAGCGGGGGCCCCCUGAGUGUCUGCCAUGUCCACCGAGAUGGACGAGCAAGCGAACCCUCUGGAGAGAGACCACUCCCUGUGCGUGGUUCUCCCAGGGGGACAAGAGAAGAAUGCCACAGUGCACGGAAGCACACCGGUGAUGGACUUACUGAUCACCCUGUGUGCGAGCUACCACCUGAAUCCCUCGGACUACACGGUGGAGUUUCUCUCACGCAACAAGAACAACAUCAGCUUCAAGCCAAACUUUCCCGUCGGCUUGCUGGAAGCAGAGAAGAUAGUGUUAAAGCCCAGAGGCGCCGAGGAAAAAAUCAAACGGCCGUACAUGCCAGAGGCAACAGUACGUCUGCUGAUCAACUACAAUAAGUCCCACAAAACGGUGGUGCGAGUGAGUCCCAGACUGCCUCUUGAGAUGCUGCUGCCGGCCGUGUGUGACAAGUGUGAGUUCAACACGGAAACUACCAUCUUACUGAGAGACUCCCGGUCCAAAGAGCCUCUGGAUGUGACGAAGAGCUUGAAUGAUCUUGGGCUGAGGGAAGUUUUUGCCAGAGACACGGCAGCCAGGGACCCCGCAGAACACCGGCGUAGGAGCACUGGAGCAGCUGUCACGCAAACGGAGGCCAUUUCAACGCCCCCGCCACAAGAGCUGCCAAAGACGGAAAGGAAGCAGCAAAACAACAGGGGGUUUUUCAGCCUAUUUCGAAGAAAGGCCAAGAAAGCUAACAUGGACGGAGCAUCGAGCGCUCCAGCUUCUCCCGGUCGCAGCAAACAGUCGGGAGCCAGCGGGAACUCUGAGAACAUCCCCACCUCCAACACCCUGCCCGCGGACAUGCCCAAGAAGAGGCGCGCCCCUCUGCCGCCCAUGGGGGCGUCGCAGAGCGUCCCCAACAACCUGAGCAGCUGUCACCUGAAGGGAGCACAGAGGUCAGCGGAAUGUACCUUGAGGAGUACCAAGAGGAGGGCGCCACCUCCCCCCUGUGCAAACACGCACCGACAGCUAGAGCCAGACAGUGAUAUUAGAGACUCCUUGAGCCCACUGGAGGAAGAGAGAAACAGUGAUGAGUCCAACUCUGUAAACCUGUCGCUGUCCUCGGGCUCAUCGCGGCGUCCUUCCCAGUCCCAGCCUUCCUCCUCGUCCCCUCGUCCAUCGCUGGCUCCUCUCCAUGAGGCCACCGAUCCCCGUGUGCCCAAGUUCCGAGGGAAAGACUUGUUUGAUGCCCGCGCUGCCCUUGCCAAAGUCCUGACCUCUUCAGUUUCCAAAGGAACUCUGGCCAAGCGCUUGAGGAAUUCCAAUGCCUUCUCGAAAUUCCACGUCCCCUCGUGUGUGUCCAGGACUCCCGAGUGUCCGGACGAUGCUGCUUUCUGUGCCGAGCUCGAGUCCGCUUUCAGGUCGAACCUUCCGACCGAAGGCGAGUGGGAGGACCCGGUGGAAAAGAGGGGGGUAACUACGUUCAGCGUGGUCCCCCCGAAAACACUGGUCUCCUGUGAGGCCGAGGUCACUGUGAACUUUCCAGAGCGGCCCCACUUAACAGGACAAGAAAGCCCAUCGACUGAAUCCCCAGAGAAUAAUCGGCCAGAGACGGGGGAAACCCCCGGGUCACCUGACAGGCCGGAGAGUGAGAGCACGUUUCCCAGCCCAGAACCAGCUUCUCCAAAGAUCCAGUCGGAAGAUGGCUCCACUUCCAACCCACCCGCAUGUGAUUCAGAUGAUGAUAACUGUCCAGAAAGCUCUCUCCCUGAGGUCAGUGGUGCCAUAAUGCAACAGGAGGAAGAGAUGGAACCGGACGCUGUAUCCUCAGACUGCAGGAAUGAAGAAUCUGGUGCUGAAAGUCACAUAAACCCAGAAGACGUGCAGGAAGACGUGGUCCAGGAUAGUCCCUGCUCUGGUGAGGAGAAAGUCGAGGAGGAUGCUGUGGAAGAGGAAGAGGAAGAAGAAAAAGAAGAAACAGAAGAAGCAGAAGAAGCAGAAGCAGAAGCAAAAGAAGAAGAAGAAGAAAUUAGCUUUCCUACCCCUCCUCCACCGGUCCAUUAUAAAGAAGAUUCGGAGAAAGACGGAGAAGAGCCCGCCGCCUCCUCCCCGCCAUAUUUCCACGCGGCGCGGCCAGACUCAAACGGGCACGCAGCAGCCAGUGGCGACGCUCGUAACGACGACUCUACCUCAGCCCCGGCUCCUCAGCCCGCCGACAGUGCAAACGUGGCCCCGUCCAGAUUUGCGCAGGCAGUCGCCAUGGCCAUCCAGAGGUCUCGGCUCCUCAGCUUCGGUAAGGCUCUGGGCCCUCAAGUGUCCAGCAGCCCGCACAGCACCUUUCCAUCAGCGCCCAGAUCCACUUACCAGUACGGUGCCUGA